CUUUGAAGAAUCGACCGAAACUGCUCCUCACCUGAGCUGGCGAAGUACAACCGUUGGACCGGCGAUUGUAGGGACGAGCUCCUCCAGCACCUCGUCGACCAGUGCUGCCAGCAGCAGUAGUGUUAGUGCAGGGAAUCACAAUAAUUGCAGUGCAUCGUCGAACAAUAAUAGUGGUGGGACUGUAGUGAGCAGUAGUGCGGGAGUGAACACAGGUGCCAGUGGCAAGAAACGUGCUAAACGUGACCCCGCGUCGACCUCAACGGUUAAUGCUGGAAGCGCUGGAGGUGGCGGCAGUGCUAGUGCCAGUGGUGAUAGCAACAGCAAAAUGGGUGUAGAAGCCGCUGCAGUUAAUCAUCACAAUCAUCAUCAUCACGGUCAUUAUUUUGGCGGUGGCAAUGAUUGUGCUUCGCUCAAAGGUUCGCCUUUGGCGUCAUCACCGCCGUCAGCCGUCAAGUUUUCCGCCGUAGGAAUCUACCGACCACCGGCAGCUCGAAAGGCUUUGAAAUUCUCCGAAAGCGCCAUCCAGCUUGCACCGCCAGCCGCCGGCGACAACCCCAACGAUUACAAUCACUACCACCCUCCUGCACCAGUUCCAUCGGCUGUGAGCGCGUCCAAAACUGCAUCCGAGGAAACUGUAGCGGACCCAGCCCCUAAACCGCCCCCCCCAGCGACAGCCUCGUCUGCCGUUGUAUCACCUUGCAAGGCUACUACUACCGGUACCGUUAGUAGGGCACCAAAGCAAGAAGAACCAGGUGAUGAUAGUACUGCUACCAAAGGCGAUACUGGUACACCGCCAACGAAAGCGAUAGCUACUGGCAAAAGUAAAUUGCCGGCAGCAGAUGUAGCGAGCGUUUCGGCAGUAGCAGAAGUAGCCGAUAGUAAUAGUAAUAACAACAGCAGCGCCGAACAACCACUUGUUGCUGCCGCAGUAACUAGUCAAGGAAAUCAAACCUCAAGUAGUAGUACCACUACCACUAGGCCCGCCCGUCCGCACCGGGAACGACGACCGGAUCGUGCCGUGUACAUUCCGCGAGCUCGUCGCAGCCUAACCACCCCGCCGGUGACUGCUCCCAGUCAGCAAUCAUCCACAACCAGUGCUUCCAGUACCGCGACCGGCGCAUCGACAGCCGCCACCUCACCACCCUCACCGCCGGUGUCAACCACCGGUAGCCUUUCGGCGUUUGCAACUCCACUCAGUUCUCCACCGAAGGUACCACCGAACAAAAAGGAACGGCCCAACAACGGCGAAAAGGAACGCAAAUCCAAAGCGAAAGACAAACCUCCACCGCCGGGAGCGAUUCCGGACUGUGAAGUCGCCCACACUGUGAUAGGAAAUCAUCGAAGAAACGAUUCAGCUGCCCAAGGGGACAGUACUUGUACGAUAAGUUUCAAAAACCGUAGUCAUAGCGUAGAGGAAAGUUCCAACGGAAGCAAUCAGGAAAUAGUGAAGCUCAAAAAGCAAAAAUCGGAAGAGGUACCUCGGGAGAACGUAGAACAAGACUGUGAUUUUGUAUCGAAAGCCGACGGGAAGAAGGAUCGAAAGGAUCAACGCCCGAACGGUAGCAUUUUAGCGGAACUGAACGGAAGUACAAAUCCCAAAGCAAUAGAAACCAUGAACAAAUCCAACAGAAACCGAAGUUCCAAGCAGGUCGGAGGGAACGCCACCGCAUUGAUAAUCAACGAUAAAGUCGGCACAAAUGCGACUGAUAAGAUAGACAAAGAUGAGAAGGAACUUCGAAGAGCUUCGCUGGAGAUUAACAGAAGCAAUAGGCGAAUCAUCAAGCAGUCUUUCGCGUCAGAUGUGUUGGAAAUCGCUGAACAGGAACCUGUCGUAAAGGAUAAUUCCACAGAAAAGGUUAACGGUCAGUCCAAACAGGAUCCGGAACGGCUUGUCAAUCCAGAGGAAGACGAUUGGGAGUCCAUGUACGACGACAAUGGAGAUUGUUUGAAUCCGAAGCUAAUGGAAGAGUUGACAUCGGCGGUGGGGAAAGUAUCGAUUGAAGUCCCACGAACGGAUUAUAAGGUAUAUCAAACGAAACAAGCCGCCCUCAACGAGGAAGAGUUUCCGCACGUGUUGGAAGUGUCCAACUUCCCGGUGGAGUUCAAAACGCAAGAUCUCAUGAUGCUAUUCUCGCAGUACAAAGAGUCAGGGUUCGAUAUCAAGUGGGUCGAUGACACACACGCCCUGGCCGUUUUCAGUAGUUCCAAAAUCGCGGCCGAAGUUCUUGCCAAUGGUCACACGUUCGUCAAGCUAAAACCCCUGGCCGAUGCCACAGUGGAAUCUCGCUCCAAGGCCCGAAAGUGUUCCAGCUCGCUGCAGCCGUACCGACCGCGGCCGGAAACCUGCGCUGCCCUGGCCCGACGGCUGGUGACGACGGCCCUCGGGGUUCGGCUGAAGACUGCCCCCGAAGAGCGCGAAAACGAAAGGCGCGUCCUUCGGGAAGCUAAGGAACGCAAACUACUUGCUGCCAAACAACGGGAGGAAAUCUGGGAAAGCUAAAACCUGUAUGACAUCCUCCAGAACCAUGCGUCUCCAGCACCUCAGAAGGGUGGUGGUACAUUCUUUCAUUAAUUUUUCGCUGCCAUAGUCAUUGUCGAGUUAAGAUUUCCAAAACAUUUGUGGGCAUGUCGCUUCCCAUAGGCCAACUGUAGGCACGUGGAUGUGUGUGUCGUUGGAGCUAUUUUUUCCCUCGAUCAUGGUCAAGAUUUCAAGGUUGUGCUGCAGAUUUUAGGAUUGUUUUAGUAUCCUAUCAAAAAAAAAAGUCCGUAGUCGGACCUAUUUUGUGUCUGUGAAAAUAUCAAUCAUCAUUUCAGCAAUCUCACGUUAGUGAGAACGGAAACUGUAGAUCAAACGGAGGGAAACGUAUGUAUUUAAUAAUUAUUGUACACUGUAUAGGACAAAGUUAAAAAGUUGUGUAUAAAAUAUAAGUGCGAACGAUGAGAAUGUUAUUUACAGGUUUUUAUCAAAACACAACUCUUACUGCAAGAAAUAGAGUAUAAUUUUAUUGUAAAUAAAGAAAAGUUCAUCAAUAUGAGAAAAAUCUAAAUCUCCUGGAGUGGAAA
This is a messenger RNA of Aedes albopictus (Asian tiger mosquito), 3063 nucleotides long. RefSeq lists its product as uncharacterized. The coding region runs from base 326 to 2500 and encodes 724 amino acids. Lineage: Eukaryota; Metazoa; Arthropoda; Insecta; Diptera; Culicidae. The record is from RefSeq and is a predicted model, not a curated record. Gene Ontology annotation, molecular function: nucleic acid binding. The transcript is spliced from 6 exons.